UUCCGCUCUCUCGCGCGCGGUCGCGCCGCGCGCCGCUCGCUCGCUCGCCACCUCCCGCCCUUUUUAAACCCACCACCACUCGCAAUUUCGCCUCCCCACCACCACCAACGCCAACACCACCGCCGCCGCUCCCCCGCCUAACACGGCCACGCGCGCUCAGGUGAGCAGCGGAGCUAGCUUACCUCGCUACGGCACGGUGCGACGCGAGACGCCGCGCCACGCGUUGUUUCAGGGAGGAGUACUACUGCAAGCAGGGCGGCGGCGCCGGAGGAAGGGAGGCGGUGGGGGGGGGGGGGGGUCGUCUCUUGGGCGAUGGGUUCGUCCACGGACCACGGCGGCGCCGGCGGGAGGGGCAAGAAGGGGUCGGGGUCGCAGCUGUGGAAGAAGGCGCUGCUGCAUUCCAGCCUGUGCUUCGUCAUGGGCUUCUUCACGGGGUUCGCGCCGUCGUCCGUGUCGGACUGGACGUCCGCGGCCGUGUCGGCGGGCGGGGUGGGGAGCAGCCACGUGGUGAGGUCGCUGCACGCCACGGGCGGGGCGGCCGUCAACCGGAGCCUUCUGGCGCAGGCCGCCGCCGGCGCGGUGGACGCCGGGCCGCAGCCGCUGCUGGUGGUGGUCACGACGACGGAGUCGACGCCCUCGGCGGCCGGGCAGCGCGCGGCGGCGCUGACGAGGAUGGCGCACACGCUGCGGCUGGUGCCGCCGCCGUUGCUGUGGGUGGUGGUGGAGGCCAACCCGGACGUGGCGGCCACCGCGCGGCUGCUCCGCACCACGGGGCUCAUGUACCGCCACCUGACGUACAAGGACAACUUCACCGUCGCCGACGCCGCCGCGGGCAAGGAGCGCCACCACCAGCGCAACGUCGCGCUCGGACACAUCGAGCACCACCGCCUCGCCGGCGUCGUCCUCUUCGCCGGCCUCGGUGACACGUUCGACCUCCGCUUCUUCGACCAGCUCCGGCAGAUCAGGACAUUCGGCGCGUGGCCGGUGGCAACGAUGUCGCAGAACGAGAGGAAGGUGGUCGUCCAGGGCCCAGCGUGCAGCUCCUCCAGCGUCGCUGGCUGGUUCUCCAUGGACCUCAGCAACGCCACCUCCCCCGUCGCCGUCGGCGGCGCCGGCUACGGCGCCGCCGCGGCGAGGCCACGCGAGCUGGACGUCCACGGCUUCGCGUUCAACAGCUCGGUGCUCUGGGACCCCGAGCGGUGGGGCCGGUACCCGACCUCCGAGCCCGACAAGUCCCAGGACUCGGUGAAGUUCGUACAGCAAGUGGUCCUUGAAGAUUAUAGCAAAGUGAGAGGAAUUCCUUCAGACUGUUCAGAGGUUAUGGUAUGGCAUGUCAACACGACGCCGCUACCUUCUUCGCAACCGUCUCCUCAGAACAAGAGGUGAUAGAACGAUGAGCUGUAGAAGAGACUGGACGAGCCGGAGGAGAGGAGGGUGUACAUUGUACAUGCAUGGUUACAACUUGAAGCUGCUGAUUUCCUACUAGCUGCAAAGAAGGAAAAAAUUUUGGUUUUCUUUCCAAGGGAUUGAUUAAUCUCCCAUGGGCGAUAUCAUCAUAAUGUACAUUUUUUUUACUAUUCUUUGAAAAUUGUGAUAUAUGUAUAAUCUCUUCUCUGUUUUUUUUUUUUGCUUCAAGAGGGUUUAGGUGAUUACACACAACAACCCCUCGGAGUGUCUCUCUUGAGACUAAAAUGAAUAGUUCAAAAAUCCACUUACAAUGAAAAAGGACCGUGCUUUCUUCUUA
Molecule: messenger RNA, 1744 nt
Organism: Oryza sativa Japonica Group (Japanese rice)
Lineage: Eukaryota; Viridiplantae; Streptophyta; Magnoliopsida; Poales; Poaceae
Source: RefSeq, a predicted model, not a curated record